Messenger RNA from Trametes versicolor FP-101664 SS1, 207 nucleotides. RefSeq lists its product as uncharacterized. Lineage: Eukaryota; Fungi; Basidiomycota; Agaricomycetes; Polyporales; Polyporaceae. The record is from RefSeq and is a predicted model, not a curated record. The transcript has a single exon. The coding region runs from base 1 to 207 and encodes 68 amino acids.
AUGGUCGCUCUCGUUCAACAUCUGGACUUGCUGCGGCAACUCGUAGUCGACUGGCUCCAUCUUGGCCGUCCGCCCGAGCUGCGUCACUUCAGGAUAAAUGCCAUAGCUUCCCGUCAGCCGCCAGCGGGCAUGGAGGUUGUCCGGAACGUGAUUCCCGAUACAUCCAAUGUGCCGCUCAUACCCGUGGCACAGACACUCGGGUUCUAG